Podarcis raffonei (Aeolian wall lizard) is the source of this 7778-nucleotide messenger RNA. It is a transcript of the gene GRAMD1B, whose product is annotated as GRAM domain containing 1B. Gene Ontology annotation, cellular component: plasma membrane; endoplasmic reticulum membrane; endoplasmic reticulum-plasma membrane contact site. The record is from RefSeq and is a predicted model, not a curated record. The transcript is spliced from 21 exons. Lineage: Eukaryota; Metazoa; Chordata; Lepidosauria; Squamata; Lacertidae. Gene Ontology annotation, biological process: intracellular sterol transport. Gene Ontology annotation, molecular function: sterol binding; sterol transfer activity. Bases 732 to 3359 code for a protein of 875 amino acids.
ACAUUUGGUAACAGAGCCCUUGUCCCUUGAGGUUAAGAGUAUGGUUACACUUGCAGCGGCAGCAGCUGCCUGAGCGUAUCAGCAACAGGGGGGGAAGACAAAUCCCCCCUCCCACCUCUUCUCCUCCUUUGCCAGUUUUAUCAUAUAUCACUGCUUCCUUCCUCCCUCCCUCCCUUCCUUCCCCGCUCUCUCUUUCUCUUUCUCUUCUCUCUGACCUCCUCACAGCUUCCCACCUGGUCACUCCAGAGUGCACACAGUGGAGAGUUUUGUCAGCCCAGCUCCGGAGGAGAAUCCUUCAGCCACUGAGCAAAAGGAGAGCCAAGCAAGGACCGCUGGAAGCCAGAGCAGAGCAGAGCGGAGGGAAGCUGGUUGGUGCCAGCUCGGCUUCCAUGUGUGCCUGCCCACCGAUGCUAAACCGGCUGCUGCAGCUCUGAAGGAGGCUGACUGAGCAUGCGGGACAAAGUUGCUCUCGGGAGUUGAAGGACUUGGGCUAGGAAGUCAAGAGCAACUUGCAGCGAGCUGGCUCCCUCCAGGCUCCUGUUAAAUGAAACCACCUGAGGAACAUGAGAUUUCCUACUGGAGAGGGAGGGAGGAUGCCAAGCCCGGUAAGGAGGGAGAAAGGCGCAUUUUAAGUCUUCAGUGUUGUUUGCAUUGAGUGUGGUGGGAGAGAGAGAGAAGGAGAGAGUGUCAAGAGUAAAUGAGGGAGGGAGGAGAACUGAUACGGGCACCUGAUGCCAGCUGCAAAGAUGACAGAGACCCUCCAGCUCCCGGCACUGCAAGUCCCGGAGCAGCAGGUGGCAGAGUGCGGCCACGCCUGGUCCAGUUCGUCCACACCGACCCUGCGCCGAAGGCGGUUCAGGAUGAGGCGCGCAAGGAAUGUCCAGGAUCCGAGCCUAGAGACUGCGCCCUCCAGCAAGGAGUUCCUACAGCUCCCCUCCAUUGAAAUCACCCCUUCCAGUGAUGAGGACACCCCUUGGUCUAACUGUUCCACGCCCAGCGCCUCUCCACGGCGCAAGCGCUUCCUUCUCCGCAAGUGGUUGAAUGUGAGGGAGAAGAAGGAAUGCAGUGAGAGCAGCAGCCAACAGAGCAGCCAGCAGAGCAGUCAUGAUGAUGACCCAUCCCGAUUCCUGAGCCCCCGAAUGCGUGACGACGGCACUGCCAGUAACUCAAAUCGCAGCAGUCCUGCUUGCUCCCCUAUCCUGCGCAAACGCUCCCGGUCUCCAACGCCACAGGACCCCCAAGGAGACACCAUGGUGGAGAAAGGCUCAGACCACUCUUCAGACAAAUCCCCUUCCACGCCAGAACAAGGCGUGCAACGUAGCUGUUCCUCUCAGUCGGGUCGUAGCGGGGCCAAGAAUUCCAAGAAAAGCCAGAGUUGGUACAAUCAUGAACGACAGCACAUCCGCAGAGUGCUGAGCCCAACCUACAAGCAGCGGAACGAAGACUUCAGGAAACUCUUCAAGCAGCUCCCCGACUCAGAGCGCCUCAUAGUUGAUUACUCCUGUGCACUUCAAAGAGACAUUCUCCUGCAGGGCCGACUCUACCUCUCUGAAAACUGGAUAUGCUUCUAUAGCAACAUUUUCCGCUGGGAAACACUGUUGACUGUCCGUUUGAAGGACAUCUGCUCUAUGACCAAGGAAAAAACUGCACGGCUCAUUCCUAACGCUAUCCAAGUUUGCACUGACACUGAAAAGCACUUUUUCACUUCCUUCGGCGCCCGAGACAGGACAUACAUGAUGAUGUUCAGGCUCUGGCAGAAUGCCCUUCUUGAAAAGCCCCUGUGUCCAAAGGAGCUCUGGCACUUUGUGCAUCAGUGUUAUGGUAGUGAACUAGGGCUGACGAGCGAUGAUGAAGACUACGUGCCUCCUGACGAUGAUUUCAACACGAUGGGUUACUGUGAAGAGAUCCCCGUGGAAGAAAUUGAGGUGAACGACAGCUCCUCGAAAAGCAGCAUGGAGGCCAAACCGGAGGCGAGCCCUCAGCUUCCUAAGAAGUCUGUCACCAAUAGUAGCACAUUGACACCGACAGGAAGCAGUGAAGCUCCAGUCCCAUAUGAAGGAGUAGUUCCCGAGGAAGAGGAGCUCAUUGACGUCCCCUCAGAGAAGGAGCUGACAAUCGCAAACCUUAUCGGAGACAAGAUUGAGAUCAUUGCCCCCAUUAAUUCCCCCUCCCUGGACUUCAAUGACAAUGAGGACAUUCCAACUGAACUCAGCGAUUCCUCGGAAACUCACGAUGAAGGGGAAGUUCAGGCCUUUUACGAUGAUCUGAAUGGACGGCAGUACAUGAACGAAGUCUUCAAUUUUAGUGUGGAUAAGCUGUAUGACCUGCUCUUCACAGACUCUCCGUUCUUGAGGGACUUUAUGGAGCAGCGGCGGUUUUCUGACAUUGUAUUUCAUCCCUGGAAGAAGGAAGAAACUGGAAAUCAGAGCAGAGUUAUCCUUUAUACCAUCACCCUCACCAACCCUCUAGCCCCAAAAACUGCCACUGUCACUGAGACUCAGACAAUGUACAAAGCAAGCCAAGAGAGCGAGUGCUACGUGAUAGAUGCAGAGGUGCUAACUCACGAUGUCCCCUACCACGAUUAUUUCUACACAAUUAAUCGUUACACAUUGACGCGCGUUGCCAGAAACAAAUGCCGUCUCAGGGUUUCUACAGAGCUACGAUACAGGAAACAGCCAUGGGGGCUGGUGAAAUCUUUCAUUGAGAAGAACUUCUGGAGUGGCCUAGAUGAUUAUUUCCGCCAUUUAGAGAGUGAACUGACCAAAACAGAGAGCACAUAUCUAGCCGAGCUCCAUCGAGAAUCCCCCAAAGUGAAGGCAAGCAAGCAAUCCACAGUGCGCCGGAGGAAGCGGCCCCAUACUCACCUGAGGGGGCCUCACCUGGAGGAAGUCCUGAGCCCUGUAACUACCCCCACAGACGAGGAAGCUGUAGGUCGAAUCAAGCGUGUGGCAGGUUCCACUCAAACACGGCAUAUCCCUGAGGAAAGUCCCAGCGGCUUCCACCUGCAGAGCGUCUCCAAAUUGCUGCUCAUUAUCAGUUGUGUUCUGGUGCUUUUGGUAAUCCUCAAUAUGAUGCUGUUCUACAAACUCUGGAUGUUGGAAUACACUACUCAAACCCUCACAGCAUGGCAGGGUCUACGGUUACAGGAAAGGUUACCCCAGUCCCAGACUGAAUGGGCCCAGUUAUUAGAGUCCCAGCAGAAGUAUCAUGACACAGAGCUUCAGAAGUGGCGGGAGAUCAUCAAAUCAUCCGUGAUUCUCCUAGAUCAGAUGAAGGACUCACUAGUAAACCUCCAGAAUGGAAUUGGGUCCCGUGAAUAUCGGCCGGAGCCAGACGAAAAACGGAAACGGUUCCACUAGCAGACAGGAACCCAAGUGCGGCCAGAGGACUGUGUGCAAUACAUGUACAUAGAAUAUAUAAAUAUAUAUAUAUACAGAAUAUAAAUAUAUAUAUAUAUAUAUUAUAUACAGAUUUUAAAAGAGAGAGCGAGAGAAAAAUGAAGCCUACGUACUGAGAAGAGAGAGUGGUGUGUUGAUCCGACCUCCAGCACUGGAUGAAAUGGAGCGUCAUCUGGGAUAGGGGCAGGAUGCGGCCGGGUUGUGCUCUCCCGGCACUGAGGCAUUGUGGGAAAGUGCACCCCGUGCCAUCCUGGGGCCCUCCCCCACACCUCUCUUAAUAUCUGUUUGUCCGUCUGUCUGUCUGUCUCCCUCUCUCUCCGUCUGGGGUGUGUGUGUCGGGGGGGGGGUAUUUCACCCAAAGGGAAGAAUCAGAAGGCGUGAGAUCCCACCCACUCACCCUCUCCUCCACAUUUUACUGAAAGCGAGAAGCUGCUUAUAGGAGAUACUGUCUACUCUGGCUCUCAGGAUAGUCACUGAGGCUGGCAGGAUGAACCCUCUUAACUGCUGCUAUCACUUUUUUUCCUGGCAAGCUCUGUUGGAACGGCUCUGGGUAGCCCAUCAACCAAGUGUUUGCUUCACAGCCUCCUUUUUACAGGGUUAUCCUUUUAAUGCUGACCUGGCUUGGUGCAUGCUUCCCGUACUCCUUUCUGCAACUCCAGUGGAAAAUACGUGCCCCCCAGGAGGGCGUAGCAACCUCAUUGUGUCCUGGAGCGAGUUUUGCAAUACAGGUAGCCAGGGAUUGCUUCUUGAACGCUCCCAGGUUCAGCUCAGUCCUUGACGCUCAUUCUCUUCAAUGGGAGGAGUUAGGUGAAUGUAUACCCCCCUCGUUUUAGUUUGACAGUGUCCCCUUUUGGUGUCGGAGACCCCUCUGAUCAUUGUGCAUUUGCAUUUCCAUCUAUGUAUAUCGUAGGAAACUGCUGCUUCACUGAAAGGGCUAUACACAUAUAUCCUUACCGGAGUGGGGGGUGGGUCCCAAAGCAAGUUUCACAUAAAGAAAAACCAUACCCCAAUUUCCCUCUUCCCGAAAACAAAUGAAUUGAUGGUACCGAGCUUGGAUGCUUGGAAGUCCUCAACCCGGUUCACAAGCUCCUUUUGCAUGGAUUAUUUGCAUCUUUUGUGUCCCGCUGCAUCCAGGAGAAGUGUAGAAAGAAAAUCAGCCCCUUACUACUAAAUGAGGAAAUUGCUACUGCCUAAGCAGACAAAUGGAUCUUUUUGGCAGCUGCAGCUGCUUCUCAAAUGCAUGACUGUCUCUAGGAUAAGUUAUAGGGACCAAGAAUAGUCUUGGGGUGAUGUUUCAGGGUGGGCAGGUUGGUAGGCUGCUGACGACUCUUUUUAAUCAAGUGAAGCCCUCAAACACCCUUUGGUAGCAGAAUCAAGCCCAGUGUUGGUGACCUAAAGCAAAACAAACAAACAAAACCCUGAUAACUCUGGAGAAAUACAGAGUUUAGACCAUAUCCUGGCCACUGCUUUUGGGAAAUAACAUGCAAAACAUCCAGUUUUAAGAUGCUGGGAACUUUUCAAACAACAAAUUAGAAUGAUCUGGAAUUAGUUGAAGUCAAAUGACAGUUCUAUAUUUUAAAAGCUUUCUUUUCUUUUUAAGUGGCAAUUAUAUAAGUCGGGGCCCCAGAAGAUUAAGCUCCUGUAGGGUUUACUUUGUUUUGCAAGAAGAGGAGGAGGGAAGAUUGUUUUUCCACCAGUAUAGACUUCACAAGAAAGUGUGGUUCACUGGUUUUUCUAACAUAUCCUUGUCAGCAAGAAUCAUUCCUGGUGGUUUGAAGGACAGGUUGGAAAGGCGCCCCCACCCCCUUUACAGGCUAGGUCCUAAUUCAAGGGCUGUUUUCCCCACAAUUGAGCAUUGACCCAAAAUGGCUGCCUCCUUAUUCCAGUGAGCAACGUGUCAAACUCUUUAAGAGGGUCAGACUUGUUAUUCCAAGAUCCCACCUCCCACCACUGCCCCCAUGGUUGGCCUGUGUGUUUUGUGAACAGAGUAAGGCACACGGAAGGUGGGGGGAGGUGAGUUUUACUUUCCCCCUCUCUCUGGAGUAAUGGCCACAUUGACCCCAUAGAGUUUUCCCAUGGCUGGGGAUCUUUGACUUACCGACUGUACAGGAAGGCAAUAGAUAUCCCUGUCAAAGGGCACUGAACCUGCAUGCAUAGCUGCUGUGUUCAGAACCAUCCUGUUAAGUUUUGCAGAGCAAGCAGAUUUGCAAGGACGAAGGAAUAUGCCUGUGUCUCUGCAUGGUGCUGUCCUUGCAGGUGGAGGAAAGGCUUCUGCUGCUCUGGGGAGACAGGAUUAAGAUCCUAAUUCAGUCUUACUGAGGCACAUCUAAUUUGUUUGUUUUUUUAGGGAUGGGGGAUCAGUUACCCUCUAGUCAUUGUUGGGACCUCAUCUCUCAUCAGCUCCAGCCAGCAUGACCAGGGAUGAUGGGAGUUGCAGCCUGACAAUAUCUGGAGGGUCGCAGGUUUCCCCAUCACAGACAGGAAAUAUGAUGUUUUCUCCCUUUGAACUGAGUUAGAGCAUAUAACUACCCUCCCUGCUGGAUUGGUCAUUGGUGUUGCAAGGUAAAGAUGUGCUGCCUUCUCUGUCUUCUUAAGGAUGCUACACCCUGGUUAUCAUUUGGUGAGUUAAAGGUGCAAUGAGGAUGCAGGACCUGUUGUACCUGUGCUCUUCCUGCAUCCCACCCACCUCCAGGCAAACAGUUCCUUUGAGGAAGGACAUCCUUAGAGGACACUUGCUUUGCGACCUAUUAGUUGCAUUCUCCUGCCCCCAGUUGAUACUGUGAUUUCAUCUCCACCAAGUUCAACAUAGCUGCAAAGGACGCCAGCAGACCUAUAAAGCAAUCACCCUUGGGGCACAGAUCAAUUUGUUGUGCUUUCCUCAGGCCCAUUGUCACCUUCUCAGUUUCAUUAAUUGGACUGACUCAAAUACUUUUCUUUUUUUAAAAAAAGCCUAACAAGUUAUUGUGGAGGAAAUGCUAGAGCUGAACACCCCGCCUGCACAAUGGCCUUUCUGUUGCACAAGUGGGGGGGGGUUGGUUCUCAGAUUUUGUUCUCCAUGCCCCCCCUUCCUUAUUCUCUCAUUCUCUGGCAUCUCCCUCAUGCUUACCAAAAGCACAGGUGACUCUUGUUUUUGUGCCAUAACACCCCCUUCCUAACCUCCUCCAGAUGUGCUAAUCAGCCAAAUUGUAGUGUUACCACUCACCCUGACUUGCUGAGCUUCAGCCACACACCUUGUUGAGAAAGAGAGUGAGUGUGACCAUUUCAUCUUUAGCAGAUUCUGCUAGGAUAUAUUCUCCCCUCACCACUGGAAAAGAGGCGAAACCUGGUAGCAAUUCACCUUUCUAUGCAUUCUGCCCUUCUUCCACUUCCUUUCCCCCUCUUUCCCUCAAGUUCCCAGGCUUUUGGCACCCUCUAGGGCUGGCCUGGUGCUGCCCCAUACUUUUCUUUCCUCCCCAUGUCAGCAGUGUCUUCUAAAAUGAAUGCGGCUAGGGAAGCAGACUCCCUUCCGAAGGAAUCACAUUUGCACAUGGUUCAGAGUAUCUUCUCUCUCUGACCCAUGUUUAUUAUUAUUAUUAUUAUUUUUAAUUACCUCACUUAAUUUUGGCCAGUUUUUGUUGCUAAGGUUUGAAGGACUGGCUUCCCAACCUGAGCUUUGCAUUGGAUUUUUUUUGGGGGGGGGGAUGGUGGCAUAAUGUAGCAAAGGAUCGGAAGCUGCUUGGGUGAUUUCCCCAUUGUUCAAUCUCCUCUGGAGUUUGGGAGAGUGAUUUCUGUUACUGCUUCCUUGAGAAAUGAGCAGCCACUUCAUUAUAAUGUUCCCUGUGUGGUGGUGAUGAUGACCUUAAACCCACCUCUCUUCCUCCCCCCCCCCACCUUAAGCAUGAACAUCUGGCUUAGUUACUGACGAUUGUUUCUCAGAUGUGCAAGUUUUCCUGACUACAUUUCAACACCUUUAUUGGUGGAGGGGUGGGAUUUUUUUGGGGGGGAGCGGGGGGGAGAGACAUAAAGGGAACAGACCAGAGGCCCUAGCCCUUCCGCACCUCCCAAAUAUUUCCCACAGCUGGAAGGGUCUGUGGUAGGAAGACAAAAUUCUGGCAUUGGGCUGAUGUGCAGAAGGACACCCCUGGUUGUGUCUGUAGGAGUUGUCUGGCUGUGUCUGUGUGUCUGACUCUGUAACUAUAAUAAAAACUUUGCGCUGUGCGCAAAGUCUAGUAUACAAAUUGAUUUAAAAGGAAAAAAAACAAGAACCACAAACUUGACUGCUAGAAACUAGGAGUUUAAAAAAAGGCUACAAAGCCAAAAUCUUAAUGUAAAGUAGCUAGGGGGGGGAAAUGGAAUAAGAGUAUGAAUAAAAUAUAAUGAACAAAAGAGAGAGAAAAAGCA